AUGAAAGACAAUCCUUUAUUUAAAACUGACCCUGAAAUCCUGAAAAGUGAAAAAAGUCUAACUUUGUUAGACCGAAUUUACUGGGCUUACUAUAUCCACUUACCUUUCUAUUUGAUGACUACUGGAGAGGCUUUUGUGCUACAUCUGAUCAUGUUUUUAUUCUUAUCAUUUAUUGUCUACGCCGUUGGGGUUUACUUGCCUGCUUCUACCUUUUCGCUCUGUGGCAGAAUUUACUAUUACAUCACGGGCGAGGACUUGUUGCAAACUGUCAGACAGCACUUCCCAACCAUUUCCAAAAACUACUUUUCUUAUAUUGAUCUUCCAUGGUUCAACGUCACCAACUACUUGGAAAACAUAAUCAAUUAA
Messenger RNA from Saccharomycopsis crataegensis, 366 nucleotides. RefSeq names its product Tsc3p (gene TSC3). NCBI's taxonomy places the organism in Eukaryota, Fungi, Ascomycota, Saccharomycetes, Ascoideales, Saccharomycopsidaceae. Bases 1 to 366 code for a protein of 121 amino acids. The transcript is spliced from 2 exons. The record is from RefSeq and is a predicted model, not a curated record.